AUGGAUGAAGACUAUUGCAUUGCCGCAUGUAAAAGUAAUAUUGAGCAACGAUCUGAUGCUAUUCAAGCAAGAAAUUCUCUUGGUAAAAAAAGUGACCAUCGGCAGCAGCUAAAUAUUAUCGUUCAUUGUCAACAUGGCCUGGAUCCUAAUUGUACCUGCGUAAAAACAUUUCGUGUUGAUAAAAAUUGCCCAUUGACAUACCAAGAGGCAUUAGUAGGUGCAGCAUCGUAUAGACGCAGCAUAAUUGAAAAUCAUACACGUGAACUGGAGUAUUAUUUGCUGUGUAAAAUCAUAAAACCUAAGCGUAACAAACAAGAUAAUUUCAUCAGGAAGUACGAAUCAAUAUAUGGUAGUCUUCUCUCGAAUUAUGUUUUCGAAACAGACCAAUCUGUUGCGCAUCUCAACAGAAAUAUUUCUUCAACCUAA
Messenger RNA from Rotaria socialis, 426 nucleotides. Lineage: Eukaryota; Metazoa; Rotifera; Eurotatoria; Philodinida; Philodinidae. The record is from the annotation of a GenBank genome assembly.